AUGUCGUCGACUGAAAAUCUCAGAUUGCUUCAAGAGUUUGAUCGUCACGUUGAAGAAGUGAUUUUCACUGCUGACUGCACCGCGUGGAACGAUAAAAGGUCAUCGCAAAUCCUAGAUGGGUUACUGUUUAUUGUCAAGAGAACAAUCGAGCCAAGGUUUCAGAUAAUUCUUCAGCCAGCCUGGCCAGUGAACACACAUGCUGAUCAUUGUGGUUUCUGUAUGGUGGAGAGCUUUAAUCAAGUUGGUCGUUUUGAAGAACUGAAGCCGAGAUUUUUGUUGCCAAGUCAGGGCUUUGUAGUCUUCUUCAACAAUCUAGAAGACUCCACACGUGCAGCAGAGUGUAUAAAAGGGCUAGUUACAAAUGCACCAACAGGAGGCACUACCCAAGUAACCGAAGAGCAUAGAGGCAGUGGAGUUGGAGAUGAUCCAAGCAUUACCACGAACAUCCGGACAAACGAAAUCAUCGAAGAGCAAAGAGAUAGUGAGAUUAGAGCUGGAGAUGAUCCAAGCAUUACCACGCACAUCCGGACAAACGAAAUCAUCGAAGAGCAUAGACACAGUGUGAUUAGCCUUGACAUGCUGGCUGCUAGUGGCGCAACCGAGAACAACCACCCGCAAGUUUGGGAUGAGAAGGCGUAUCUCCAAAACACUAGAGUUGUCAUGGCCAUGAUUGCGGUACUUCUUGCGACGAUUGUGCUUUCCGUAGGAUUGAACCCGCCGUCAUCAAUCAACACGUUGGCCGUUGUAAGAUCGGUAAAAGUGUAUGUCCAUUAUGUUUACUAUCACAAAGUAUUUAUACAAGAAUUGAUAACGUGA
Messenger RNA from Arabis nemorensis, 816 nucleotides. Lineage: Eukaryota; Viridiplantae; Streptophyta; Magnoliopsida; Brassicales; Brassicaceae. The record is from the annotation of a GenBank genome assembly.